Canis lupus familiaris (dog) is the source of this 781-nucleotide messenger RNA. RefSeq names its product translation initiation factor IF-2-like. The coding region runs from base 1 to 684 and encodes 227 amino acids. NCBI's taxonomy places the organism in Eukaryota, Metazoa, Chordata, Mammalia, Carnivora, Canidae. The record is from RefSeq and is a predicted model, not a curated record. The transcript is spliced from 4 exons.
AUGGAUACCAAGAAACCCGCCCCCAAAGAAGCGCUAGGCGAAAUUCUUGGGAAUUUUCGGAAAUACCUGUACCUGGAAUCCACAAGUCAAAAUUACAACGGAAAGGGUAGCUUCAAAACACUGGGAGAGGUGACCGAGGCGACUCCCAGGCGACGCGAGGGCUCAGCCCGGCCCGGCCCGGCCCCCCCGGUCUCUGGGAACACCUCCCCCCGCGGCGCUGCGGCUCUGGCAAGCCGCGAAAAGCCGCUCCGGAAGCCGCUCGCUCACCUCCGACCCCGGCCAAGAUCUCGCGCGCCUACCAGUCCGCGGCGGGACCGCGCCGCUGGCUCGGCCGGGACGCGACGUGCGGCCAGUGGCCCCGCGCUGCAAGCCGCACGCUCGCCCCGCACGCCCCCUCGCGGGCGUGUCGCAGCUCAACCGACGGCCUGCUCCGCGCCUGCACUUCCGCCUGGCGCGCUGGGCGGGGCGAGUUGGGGCCUGAGGGCGGAAGAGGAGGAGCUGAGGGGGCCGGGCGGCCCUGAGGAAUCCGAGCCGGCGGCUGGCGUCGCCGGGGCGGGUCCCCCUCAAAGCCCUGGGGGACUCGUGCCCGGAAGGGGGGGCGGCGCCCACAGGCUCCUUCGCUGGCAGGGCCUCCAGCUCCGUAGAAUGCGAGAACUGGAAAGUGACAGGACCCAGGCUCCAUAGCCUAACUCCAGUAUCUCCUAGAAAGAAUCGCCCUGCUUGCAGCACCUGGGAUUUACAUUCCAGUGAGAUGAUUGUAGAAACUGCUCUGUAGAGUGUG